Camellia sinensis is the source of this 3904-nucleotide messenger RNA. Its product is annotated as U-box domain-containing protein 33. Gene Ontology annotation, biological process: protein phosphorylation; protein ubiquitination. Lineage: Eukaryota; Viridiplantae; Streptophyta; Magnoliopsida; Ericales; Theaceae. Gene Ontology annotation, molecular function: ATP binding; protein kinase activity; ubiquitin-protein transferase activity. The record is from RefSeq and is a predicted model, not a curated record.
GCUUCGUCUUCAAGGAAGUUGAGCAAUCAAUCCCAGAGAGAGAAAGAGGGGAGAGAGUGAGAGGUUGACCAAGCGAUCCAUGGAUUUGGAAUUGUUUAUGCAAAUUGACAUUAAUCUGUAAUAAUAAUAAUAUAUAUAGUAGUCUUAUGUGUCUUACCAAGACGAGCAACUCCUUUUACGCACAAUCAUUUGCUACAUAGAGACUUGUCAUUGCUUUGGUUGGUUAUUCGUUUGUUCUCUUAGAUUUCAAUCCCCAUUGACGAUUCUAUUCGAUCCCCCGAAUUUUGAAUCAUCGAAUUUCUCUUUGAAUCUUCCCAAUUUUUUUUUGUGAUUUUUAGAGAGAGAGAAGACGAGGUGGUUUGAUUAGUUUGAGGUGGUAUAUCCAUAUAUAUCAUCGAGAAAAGCAAACCCUUUUGAGGAUAAUCAUUGCUAUAGAGACUUCUCUCAGCUUUGGUUGUUUUCAUCGAGAGUGUCUUCUAUAUGGGCAAGUGUUUUCUCGUGAAAAUUUCAUUUUUAGAGAGAGAAAGAGGGAAGGAGUUGGUUUGAUUCAUUUGUGUUGAUGCUUUAGAGUGAUUUCUGUGUGUGUGUGUGUGUGUGUGAGAGAGAGAGAGAGAUUCAGCUGUGAAUCUAAAGUUUACCUUGUUGAAAUUUUCAGAGAAUUUUUGGGGAUUUUUGCUGUUAAGAUUAGAAUCUUGUUUAGAUGGUGGGGUAGGGUUUAUCUCAGCUGUGAAUUUGAAGUUUUAUAUGUUGAAAUUUUCAGAGAAGUUGGGGGUUUUGAUGUUUGAGUGAAAUAUACAGAAAAAGAGGUUUUACAGAGAGAAUUGGAGAUUGAUAGAGGGAGGGUUUCAAUGAUUUUCCAUGGCUGUGGUGAGUCCUAUGCUUGAUGGGAUGCCACAACAGACCAAUCCAACAAGAAACCCUCAAAUUGAAAUCCCUAGAAUGAUGGUAACUAGGCAUGAAAUCGUUGAGGAACCACCGGUGCAAGUUGCCGUACAAGAUAAGAUGUACGUAGCGGUGGGAAAGGAAUUGAAAGAGAACAAAUCAACUGUGUUAUGGGCAUUGCACAACUCAGGAGGAAGGAAGAUAUGCCUCCUUCAUGUUCAUGAACCGGCACAGUGGAUACCCUUAAUGGGUACAAAAUUUCCAGUAAGCCAACUGGAGGAACAUCAAGUCAAGGCAUACCGUGAAACUGAGAAGCAAGAUAUGAACAAGCUUCUACGUGAAUACAGCAUGAUUUGUGAGCAAGCAGGGGUUUCUACAGACAUUGUACACACUAUAAAGGACUCUAUCGAGAAGGGGAUUGUGGAACUGAUAUCUCAACAUAGUAUCAAGAUGCUUGUUAUGGGAGCAGCUGCAGAUAAACGUUAUUCAAGGAAGAUGAUGCAGACAAAAUCUAAGAAAGCCACCUAUGUGCACCUACAAGCACCUCUGUUUUGCCGCAUUUUGUUUGUCUGUAAAGGGCACCUUGUUCACACAAGGGAGGGUAGAUUAGAAGGAAUUAGCAUGGAGGUUGGAUCUCUGACGCUGCAAGCAAGUCCAAACAAUGAAACUGGGCAACCAAGUUCCUUGAGAUCACGAUCUGUUAUAGAAGGGCUCACCAGUUCAGGUCCAGAUUAUCGCAGAGCAAUGUCUGACGUUCAUGGGAUGAGAACUUCAACUUUUUCCUCAGCUAGCCCCGGAGGGUUAACUCCUCACAGAAGUUCAAAUACAUUAGGGAGUUUCAACGAUUGGGAGGACAUUUCAAGGAGUUGUCCUUCUCUGAAUUCAUCUUGUUCCUCUCCUGAUGUUAUGGCUAAUGAUUCAGAUUUGACCUCACCUGCGAGAGCUGACCCUGGAUCGGAGUCACAUGCAAUGCAUCCCAAGGAGGAUCAUCAUCGGCAUUCAUCCCCUCCCAGUGUACUGCAGGAGGGAGUUAUGGAUUGUGAACUUUAUGAUCAGCUUGAACAAGCUAUGGUAGAGGCAGAAAAUUCCAGGCGGGAGGCCUUUGAAGAGUCAAAGAGGCGUAGGAAAGCUGAAAAAGAUGCCAUUGAUGCUAUCCGCAGAGCUAAAACAUCAGAAAGCUUACAUGCCGAGGAAAUGAGAAAAAGGAAAGAAUAUGAAGAAGCACUAGCAAGGGGAAGGGAAGAGCUUGAAAAUAUGAAGCGGCAUGUGGAUGAAGUCAUGGAAGAACUCCGUAUUGCCCAGGAACAUAAAUCAUCUCUGGAGAACCAAAUUGCAAGCUCUAACCAGAUGAUACUGGAGCUAGAACAGAAGAUGUUCUCUGCUGUAGAACUGUUGCAAAAGUAUAAGAAGGAACGAGAUGACUUGCAGGUAGAGCGUGACAAAGCGCUCGAAGUAUCUGAGGAGCUGAGGAAAAAACAAGCAGAGGAGGUCUCAAACGCACUUACGCCUCGGUUUUUCUCUGAGUUCUCCUUCUCUGAGAUUGAAGAAGCAACUUGUAAUUUUGAUCGGUCGUUGAAGAUUGGCGAAGGGGGUUAUGGAAGUAUUUAUAAAGGUCUCCUUCGUCACACUCAAGUGGCUAUAAAGAUGCUGAAAUCUAAUAGCUCGCAAGGCCCCGCAGAAUUUCAACAAGAGGUCAAUAUUUUGAGCAAGUUGAGGCAUCCAAACCUUGUCACUCUCAUUGGAGCCUGCCCAGAAUUUUUUGUUCUUGUCUACGAGUACUAUCCUAAUGGAAGCCUUGAAGAUCGACUUCUCUGCAAGGACAACACCCCUCCCCUAACCUGGCAAACUCGAAUCCGUAUUGCAGCGGAGCUUUGUUCUGUUCUUGUCUUCCUUCAUUCUUGCAAUCCCCACAGCAUAGUGCAUGGCGAUCUAAAACCUGCUAAUAUUCUCAUAGAUGCCAACCUUGUCAGCAAACUCAGUGAUUUUGGAAUAUGUCGUGUUCUUACUCAAGAUGAAUCCUCAACCACCAACACGACACUGUGUUGCAGAACCAACCCAAAGGGAACUUUAGUAUACAUGGAUCCGGAAUUUCUCUUAACAGGAGAGCUUACCACAAAGUCAGAUGUGUACUCGUUUGGAAUUAUAUUGUUGCAGUUAUUGACUGGAAGAUCUGCCACGGGGAUAGCCGGGGAAGUGCAAUAUGCAUUAGAUAAAGGAAAUUUGAAAAACUUGCUAGAUUCGACAGCUGGGGACUGGCCUUUUGUGCAAGCCAAACAGUUGGCUCACUUGGCAAUAAGAUGCUGUGAGACGAACCGUAGGAACCGGCCUGACCUUGCCUCGGAGGUGUGGAGGGUGCUUGAACCAAUGAGAGCUUCAUGCGGGGCCCCCUCACCAUUCCGGAUGAGCUCUGAGGAGCAUUGCCAGAUUCCAUCAUAUUUUAUUUGUCCCAUUUUUCAGGAAAUCAUGCAAGAUCCACAUGUCGCAGCCGAUGGCUUUACUUAUGAGUUGGAGGCUUUGAAAGGAUGGCUCGAAAGUGGCCACGACACUUCACCUAUGACAAAUCUCAAGCUUCCACACUGCAACCUCGUGCCCAAUCAUGCUCUCCGUUCUGCAAUUCAAGAGUGGCUGCAACAGUAAUAAAAAUUUAUCCAGGUUCAAAUUUUUGUCUCACAAGUUCUGUAUAUUCCUUUUUUUUUUUUUUUGAUUUUGUUGAUUUAUUGUAAUUUGUAUCUUUGACUUUGCAUCAGUAGUGUCAUGUUCUCCUGUACAUACAUGCGAGUGCGACUAAACUCGCUAUAUGUAGCGUCUUAAUUAUAUAUAUAUUUUUCCUUUCAAAAUAUGGCUUUCAGUGUUUGCCAGGGGACAGUUCUUGUAACCUCUGAUUGCCUUGACAUGAAUGUUGUUGUCAUUUCAUAAGUUCUAAAUUUAUUCAGAGGAAGUUGUAGAAUAAUUUUGAGAGUUCUCAAGAUUAGAAGUUAUUCUUGUAAAAACUCUACCAUUUUAACCAUGAAUGUUGUUGUCA